Stegodyphus dumicola is the source of this 607-nucleotide messenger RNA. RefSeq names its product transcription initiation factor TFIID subunit 10-like. The record is from RefSeq and is a predicted model, not a curated record. NCBI's taxonomy places the organism in Eukaryota, Metazoa, Arthropoda, Arachnida, Araneae, Eresidae. Gene Ontology annotation, cellular component: nucleus; SAGA complex; transcription factor TFIID complex. Gene Ontology annotation, molecular function: promoter-specific chromatin binding; RNA polymerase II general transcription initiation factor activity; protein heterodimerization activity. Gene Ontology annotation, biological process: transcription initiation at RNA polymerase II promoter.
UUCCUCAUCGGAAGAAGCGUAGCAACCUCUCAACUUGAUGCCUUACAACGUGCGCUGAAUUUUGUUUGUCCGCGUUUUUUAAGUGAUGAAUUUUGUGCAAUAUGCUGAAGUUGGAGAAGCAAUGGAUAUGGAUUCUAAGUCACUUGCCACUUCAUCUACUAGAAGUACACCUAAUGCAUCCUCUCUGGGCCUCUCUUUGUCAAAAACAACAGGACAGCCUUUAUCAGAAUUUGUUUCAAAACUCGAAGGUCAUAUGCCUACAAUACCAGAUCCUGUUGUAUCAGGUUAUAUGCAUUCAGCUGGUUUUCAGACAACAGAUCCACAAGUGGUUCGGUUAAUAUCAAUUGCAGCUCAGAAAUUCAUAUCAGAUAUUGCUAAUGAUGCAUUACAGCACUGUAAAAUGAGAGGUGCCGGACACAGCAAAAAAGGAAUGGAGGACAAGAGGUAUGUAUUAACUAAUGAAGAUCUCAAGCCAACACUCAUGGAGUAUGGAAUAAAUGUAAAAAAAAUGGACUUUUUUGCAUAAAUGGUAUCAAAAUUAUGUAUAUAUUUUUAUUUUAAAACAGUUUAUUGUGAUUUAAUUUAAAUUUUCUUGUAAAUAAAUGUA